AUGAGUGGCAGCAAAAUUUAUACUGACGAAGAAAUUGAAAAAUUUCUUGCAAUGUGCGACGACGAGAAUGGAUUAGACGAUGAGUUAGACAACAGCGAACUAGAAUCUGAUGCAGAAAUCGAGCAAAACGAAAGCUUAGGGGAUGCAAGUUCUUCAGAAGAAUCAACCGACACAGAUGAAGAUAACAUACCUUUACAUUUAUUGAGAGCCAAGUCAAAUAUAAUUUAUUUUAAUAAAUCUAUUUUGCGGGGCAAAAAUAAACAUAAGUGGUCAACAAAAAAGGGCAAAUCUUAUCGUUAUGGUCUAAAUGUAGUACAUAAAGCUCGAGGACCAACACGCCAUUGCAAAAAUAUAACAGGCCCACUGCAAUGCUUCCAAAUGUUCAUUACACCAGAGAUCGUGGAGGAAAUUGUUCAAUGGACAAACAUUGAGAUUGCUAAUCGGCAGUCCAUCUUACUUGUAACUACAGAUGAAGCUCAAAGGAAAGCAACUACUUCAAAUGAAAUGUCUGCCUUAAUUGGACUCUUGGUACUAACAGCAGUCAAGAAAGAUCAGCAUCUGUCUGCAGAUGAAUUGUUUGACAGAUCUUAUGGUGGAACAACAUAUAUUUCGAUAAUGACAAAAGCAAGGUUCAAAUUUCUUAUGUCAUGUCUUCGAUUCGACGAUAAAUCUGCACGCCUUCAAAUAGUUGAAGACAAUUUUGCCCCCAUUAGAAAAAUUUGGGAGAUGUUCAUUCAAAAGUGCCGUGAAAACUAUACGCCUGGAGAAUACCUUACGAUUGACGAGCAACUACUGGCGUUCAGGGGAAAAUGUAGCUUCCGGAUGUACAUUCCAAACAAGCCAGCAAAAUAUGGACUCAAAAUGGUAAUGAUAUGUGAUAGCGGUACAAACUACAUGGUUGAUGCUAUGCCGUAUUUGGGAAAAGGAUCAAACAAAACCACCUUUCCACUUGAAAAGAUGGACGACCUGAAAAUGAAAUCUAAUGGUGUGCAUCCAUAUGCCUUAUGA
This is a messenger RNA of Anastrepha obliqua, 1008 nucleotides long. Its product is annotated as piggyBac transposable element-derived protein 4-like. The record is from RefSeq and is a predicted model, not a curated record. Lineage: Eukaryota; Metazoa; Arthropoda; Insecta; Diptera; Tephritidae. Bases 1 to 1008 code for a protein of 335 amino acids. The transcript is spliced from 2 exons.